AUGGCCAUUCACAGACAAACAUCAAAGAUGUCACUGUAUCUCGUUUGGAUUCUUCUGGGGUUCAGUCUUGGUGCCCCUCCAACUGAUUUAGAUCUUGAAGCAUUUGGCCUGGAGAAUUAUGAUGACCCAGACUCUUGGGAUCUGCACUAUAAUUAUGAUGAUGAGGAUGAGGAGGUUAAGACAGUAGCUCCUCCAACAGCUGUCACUCCUCCACCUGCUGUGGUUGUUCCUGAAAACUAUGUGGAGGAAGUGACUCUGCCGCCUCGUCCCACGAAAUCACCUGUUCCUUCAACUCUAGACUUCAAAGCACCAGGCCUGUUUGGACCGGACACAGGCUUAGGUAUGCCCACAUGCCUUCUGUGUGUGUGUAUCAGCGGCAGCGUUUACUGCGAUGACUCAGAUCUGACUCACAUUCCCCCUCUUCCCAAAGAAACCACACACUUCUACGCUCGCUUUAACAAGAUCACAGAGAUCAAGGCCACAGACUUCAUCAAUCUCAAUCAGUUGAAGCGGAUCGACCUAAGUGGAAACCUGAUUGGUAAAGUGAACGAGGAUGCUUUUCGUUCACUGCUUCAACUUCAUGAUCUCAUGAUGGCCGACAACAACAUUCAGGCUCUUCCUGAACUCCCAGCUUCCCUCAAGCAUAUCGACAUCCGCAAUAAUAAGCUGAGGAGUUCAGGCAUGCAUUCUGAGGCCUUCAAGGAAAUGAAGGAUCUUCAAUUUCUUUACCUGUCACACAACAAGUUAGACUACAUUCCCGUACCCCUACCUGAGAGCCUACGAGUGCUCCACCUGCAGAACAACAACAUACAGAGCAUAACCCAAGACACAUUCUGCAACAGCCAUGACAAGAACUACAUACGGAAAGCUCUGGAGGACAUCAGGCUUGACGGCAACCCGGUGGACAUCAAUCUUUAUGCCCAGGCAUAUUUCUGCUUACCACGAUUACCUGUAGGAACUCCAGUCUAGAACAGCAUCCCUUUCUUUUCCACAGGCCACAGAAUAAUAAUAUGAAGCAAGGAAUUGAAUUACUUUAAAAUGUCACCCAAUCAAUAUC
This is a messenger RNA of Danio aesculapii, 1057 nucleotides long. It is a transcript of the gene optc, whose product is annotated as opticin. The coding region runs from base 1 to 969 and encodes 322 amino acids. Gene Ontology annotation, molecular function: protein binding. Lineage: Eukaryota; Metazoa; Chordata; Actinopteri; Cypriniformes; Danionidae. The transcript has 7 exons. The record is from RefSeq and is a predicted model, not a curated record.